AUGCUCAUUUCUUUUCGUGGUAUGCUGUUGGUCAUUGUCAUUCUCUUACACAGCUGGAUUCUGUUUAAUAUUGUGUACAUGUGGCCGAUCCUUUUACUUACAACACUCAAACGCCUUACCAAUGAUAGAGCCGUUAGACCGCUAUUUUCCGUCUUGAAUCAGCUUAGUAAUUAUAUAAAGUGGAUUUGGUUUAUGUUUCUCACCUUUCUAUUUGAGACAAUAUUAGGGAUCCGCUUCGCGUACACCGUUGUCGACGACUAUGGGGAAAAGCAUAUGAAAUCGCACUUCUUGACAGCGUAUGAUCGCGGCAAAGGAAUUGAGGUUCACCCAGAUCUUGACAAGAUUUUCUCGCCUCCAUCAAAGUCAGGGAAGGUGAAGAUUAUUUUACUGAACCACCACAGCCGCGUUGAUUGGCUCUACUUUGCGAUUUUCCUCAUCCGUAGCCGAGCUUUUUGGACGCUGCGCUUUAUCUUGAAGAAUGAUCUCAGACACAUUCCGGUCAUGGGUUGGUGCAUGGAGGUGUUUGGGUUUAUGUUUCUUUCACGCUCAUGGGAGUCCGACAAGGCGUAUCUUCAGAACAUGAUAAACUACAACAAGACGAUGAAUGAGGCGUGUACACUGGUUAUUUUUCCUGAAGGAACCGAUCUUUCACGGAGCAACAUUGAAAGGUCUCAAGCGUUUGCAAGAGUUAAGGGUAUGCCGACUUUUCAUCACGUAUUGAACCCCCGGACGACGGGUUUGAUAGGGAUCAAGAAUAUGAUCGGACCAGAAAACAUCGAAGAGAUUGUUGACUGCACGAUUGGGUACACCUACAGCGCACCCCGCCGGCGGCCGAACGAGGCAUCCCUAGUUGACGGCUCGCAUUCCCGUAAGGUUCACCUUCUCGUUCGCAGCCAUGCUUUUCGAUUUCCUACCACGAAGCCAAACAUUGAUGUGGGUAGCGGCACAUUGGUGCCCAUCGAUGAUGACAAGUUCUGUGGGUGGAUCCACGACCGCUUCGCUGAGAAGGAGCAGCUCUUAUCGCGCUUCUAUCGCAACAGCCCCAUUGGGUAUGACGCUGCAGAUGUGAGAGAGGUGUAUGGUGAACAUUGCGCUGUUGAGAGCUACGACUGUGAUGAAUAUCAUGCUAACACAGCAACAUCGUUGUGCUCAUUUUCCCUAUUUCUUCGUGAGAUUAGGAGAAAGAAUUCGAAGAUCUGGUGGGUACGUUUUGUGAAUAGUAUGUUCUAUUGUUUCUUAUCUAUCUUUAGUUUGUGGUACGUUGGAUGGUAUAUUCUUCUACUCUACUGCGCGAUCGCAACUAUUGUCUUUAUAGUGUUUCUGAGAGCAGUGAAGAACCUACAGCAGGCUUUGUUUCUUUAA
Molecule: messenger RNA, 1362 nt
Organism: Phytomonas sp. EM1
Lineage: Eukaryota; Euglenozoa; Kinetoplastea; Trypanosomatida; Trypanosomatidae
Source: the annotation of a GenBank genome assembly